AUGGCGAGCUCCGAUGCUCUUUUGCCAAUCUCCGCCAGAGAAGAAGACCCAUUAUUAUCUUCCUUACUCGACGGGUCAAGAUCCGACCCGAAUCCGGAAACCCCUCGCGGUAGGCGACCCUUCAAAGGUCUCCUCGCCGUCUCAUUCGGGCUUUUGUUCAUCGCCUUCUACGUCGCUCUCAUCGCCACGCACGACGGAUCUAGAUCUCACGACGCUAAGCUCGAGAGCGAUGGAACAGCGACGACAACCUCACGUGCACGUCUCGCCGGCGUGUCGGAGAAAAGCAACGACAGGUUGUGGAAACUUUCCGGUGAUCGUAAAGCGGCGGCGUUCGCCUGGAACAACAGUAUGUUGUCGUGGCAGCGAACGGCGUUCCAUUUCCAGCCUGAACAGAAUUGGAUGAACGAUCCUAAUGGUCCGUUGUUCUACAAGGGAUGGUACCAUUUCUUCUACCAAUACAACCCAAACGCAGCCGUAUGGGGAGACAUUGUUUGGGGUCAUGCCGUGUCUAAGGACCUAAUCCAUUGGGUCCAUUUGCCCUUAGCCAUGGUCGCUGACCAAUGGUACGACGCCAAUGGUGUCUGGACCGGCUCAGCCACAUUCCUCGAUGAUGGCUCUAUCGUCAUGCUCUACACCGGCUCCACCGACAAAUCCGUACAGGUCCAAAACCUUGCCUACCCUGAAGACCCCAACGACCCACUCCUAUUGAAUUGGGUCAAGUUCUCAGGCAACCCGGUUCUAGUACCUCCCCCGGGUAUUCUUCCCAAGGACUUCCGUGACCCAACGACUGCUUGGAAGACAUCGGAAGGAAAAUGGAGGAUCACAAUUGGUUCCAAGCUCAACAGAACAGGAAUCUCACUCGUGUACGACACGACCGACUUCAAGACAUUCGAGAAGCUCGACACAUUGUUGCACCGAGUUCCUAACACCGGGAUGUGGGAGUGCGUUGACUUCUACCCGGUGUCCAUGACCGCUGCCAAUGGGCUCGACACAUCCGUCAACGGACCGAAUGUGAAGCACAUCGUGAAGGCUAGCAUGGACGACACGAGGAUCGAUCAUUAUGCCGUGGGAACGUAUUUCGAUUCCAACGGGACAUGGAUCCCGGAUGAUCCUACUAUCGAUGUUGGGAUGAAAGCUAGUUUAAGAUAUGACUACGGAAAGUUCUAUGCUUCAAAGACAUUUUACGACCAGAACAAGGGUCGGAGAAUCUUGUGGGGUUGGAUUGGUGAAUCUGACAGUGAGGCUGCUGAUGUACAAAAGGGUUGGUCUUCUCUUCAGGGUAUCCCAAGAACUGUUGUCCUCGACACGAAGACAGGGAAGAACUUGGUUCAAUGGCCAGUGGAAGAAACCAAAUCUCUUAGAUUAAGCAACAAGAAAUUCGAUAUCGAAGUCGGCCCUGGAAAGGUGGUCCCUGUGGAUGUGGAUUCCGCAACUCAGCUCGAUAUUGAAGCAGAAUUCGAGAUCAACAAAGAAUCUCUUGACAAAAUCCUCGGAGACACUUCGGUGGCAGCUGAGGCUGAGGAAUUUAGCUGCCAGACGAGUGGAGGCUCCACCGUCCGUGGUGCUUUAGGCCCGUUCGGAUUCUCAGUUCUCGCCGAUGAGAAGUUGUCGGAGCAAACACCGGUUUACUUCUACGUGGCUAAGGGAAAAGACUCAAAGCUCAAAACUUUCUUCUGCACAGACGCCUCAAGGUCAUCUUAUGCAAACGAUGUCGUUAAACCGAUAUAUGGUAGUUCCGUACCGGUUCUAAAAGGGGAGAAACUGACCAUGAGAAUAUUGGUGGAUCAUUCGAUAGUAGAAGCAUUCGGACAAGGUGGAAGAACAUGCAUCACAUCAAGAGUAUAUCCGACAAAAGCCAUCUACGGAGCAGCGAAGCUGUUCUUGUUCAACAAUGCUGUUGAUGCGACUGUGACGGCGUCGUUCAAAGUGUGGCAAAUGAACAGUGCUUUUAUUCACCCUUACUCUGAGGAUGCUGUUCGUGCUCUCUCCCGCAACUGA
Messenger RNA from Microthlaspi erraticum, 1998 nucleotides. Lineage: Eukaryota; Viridiplantae; Streptophyta; Magnoliopsida; Brassicales; Brassicaceae. The record is from the annotation of a GenBank genome assembly.